Messenger RNA from Aspergillus tanneri, 813 nucleotides. RefSeq lists its product as uncharacterized. Lineage: Eukaryota; Fungi; Ascomycota; Eurotiomycetes; Eurotiales; Aspergillaceae. The coding region runs from base 1 to 813 and encodes 270 amino acids. The record is from RefSeq and is a predicted model, not a curated record. The transcript has a single exon.
AUGGCUGGAUUUUACUUCUGUGGACAAAAACUGAAUGACGAGCUUGUCACAUCAAUCUCUCGUCUUCUUAACACCGCUGGUGUCCCAGCUCUUCUCUGGGGCAACUAUCUAUUAACCAUCUAUGGGGUUCCCACUAUUGUUGACGUCAGUACUUUCGCUACAAAAGCCAUUAUGGAAAUAACACUAAAUUUUGAACAGGGCGUCGCCUUCGUCGUUCCAGACGCUCUCACAGAAGUCUCCUACUCCGCCCUCUCGAGAGCUGGUUUUCUUACCUGCACACGAAACUCAGACUGCCCACAUCAGACAUCGUCACGGUGCCCUCCGCCUACUAGACACCUACAUAUUGAUGAUGAGCUUACGGUAUCGUUGUAUCGGAAGUCUGAUGUUCUCUGGGAAUUACCAGAAUUCGGGCUUGUUCCGCAUGGGAAAAGCCCCGAUAUCAUGUACGCGUCGGACACUCAGCUUCCAUCAGCAAGUCUAGGCCACGGCCGAGGUCGCUUCAACUCUCCACUGUCGCCCGUUCGAAUCCCAACCGCUCUCAGAUACUGUGAAGCCCUUAUCCUUUUGCUAUGUCGAGACCGUGGCAGUAUCUAUGAGGCCUACUGGAUGGCAAUCUUGACGUAUAUGCUUGAGUAUGUUGAUGGAACACCUAUUCUUGAUGAAAAAGACAUGAGAGAUGGUUGUAGACAUUUUUAUCAAGCUCUAAAAUCGGGGGAUUCAAAAAUGUAUGUACUUUUGGAUAGACUUCGUUAUGACUUAAAUACGAGGCAGAACAUCACGGUCGAGAAGACCUACCAGGCUCGGGUUAUCUGA